AAAAAAAGAGAAAAAAAAAACCAUACUGAGAAAAUUAAGAGAAAAAAAAUAACAAACAUGGCUGCCUGUGGAAGCCUUCAGCACAUCUUUGAGAAUCCAUUACCUGAAAGUCCAACAUUUCUUGAGUCUUUAUCUCCAUGGAAGGCAAUCAAGAACAUGAAACCUGUGGAGAAUUGUACUUUCCAAGAGAUUUUCGGGGAGCUGCAUUUUAAGGAAAGGAAUCACCCUGUUGUUGUUGUUGAUGUUGAUGAUCAUUCUUCUUCCUCUGCUUUAUCUGAAUCCAUUAUAUCUCCUUCUCCAUCCUCUUCCUCCUCGUCCUCGAUAUGGCGAUCUUCCUCUUCCUCUGUUUCUCAGCAUUUGCCAUCAUUCUCAGGAGAUGGAAUUGAAAUCAGCCCAACAAACAACAACAAGAAUAAUGAUGAUGAAAGAAGCAAAUCCCCUGUUACAUCAAGUUGCUGUUAUUAUCCCUCUACCACCAGCCAGAAGAAACAUUACAGGCAUAGUGAUAGCUUUUCUUCCAUGAAUUCAGAGAGUUUAUCAUUGUGUACAGAGGGUCUUGGAUUUGAAAGCUGUGAUGAUGUUGAGGAUUUAGGGAAUAAUAACAAUACUAAUACUUUUAAUGAGGCGGGUUUUGAUUUUCAGCCAAUUCAUGAUCAGGAGAAGGUAUGUUUGUCAAGACAAUCAUCUCAUCCGCCUGUUGCUGAAAGUUAUUGUUCUAAAAGAUCAAGAACAAAUAAAGGUGCAAGCUUUCCACCACCUAUUUCUUGCAUAGGCAGGACAGGGAAGCCAUGGGUUUGUUUCAAAUCAUACAGGCAAGAUGGCAGAUUCAUACUUCAGGAAAUCAGAUUCCCAAUUCAGGAGUUUCUGCAUGCGUGCAGAGAAGAUGGACGCCUGAGGUUGCAAUAUAUCCAGUCAGAUGAUGAAAUCCUUGAAGGAGAUGAAGAUGAAGAAGACGAUGAAGACGAAGAUGAUGAUUCUUUUGAUGAUGUUAAGGAUGUAAAUGAAGAGAAAAUAGGCAAUGAUUUAGAUGAUGAUGAUGACAAUCAUGAACAUCAUCAACAAGGUGAUGAUGAAGAUGCAGAUGCAGAUGAUGAAGCUGUUCAGAUGGGCAACAAUGAUGUCCAAGAUGAUAGCUCAGAAUAGGUAGAUGAUUGAAAAUAAACCCUCAACUUUUAUUCUUCAGGAUUGUUUUGAUUAUUUCUGCCUGCCAAGAAAACUUCAUGGCAGGAAAAUUGCUGUGGAGAUCUUAAUUUGCAAAUAAAUAGAACAUUCAAAUAGGUUGUUGACGAUGAUGGAUCUUUGUUAGAUCUUUACGAAUUGAUUUUAGUUUCCCUUAUGCAUAUCUUUCCUCAUUGAAAUGGCAAAUCCUCUGUUUUUCCAUACCACUUUUAAGUUUUAACUGCAAUAAGUUCAACAAAAUUGAACCAAUUUUCUCACCAUCUCUCUGAUAUUGU
Messenger RNA from Oldenlandia corymbosa var. corymbosa, 1454 nucleotides. Lineage: Eukaryota; Viridiplantae; Streptophyta; Magnoliopsida; Gentianales; Rubiaceae. The record is from the annotation of a GenBank genome assembly.